Molecule: messenger RNA, 462 nt
Organism: Monascus purpureus
Lineage: Eukaryota; Fungi; Ascomycota; Eurotiomycetes; Eurotiales; Aspergillaceae
Source: the annotation of a GenBank genome assembly
AUGCGAAAGGUCGUGGGUUCGAGUCCCAUCUCGGUCGGUUUCUUUUUACCGCAAGCAACAACAGGCAGCCCGGAUCCACCGCUUGGACGCCCACCAUCCUCUAUACCGCCGAACCACCCGGCCCCACAAAUACAACCUCAACACACGCCUGCUGCGGGCAUCCCUCUCUCCCUACAGGCAGAAUACAUAGACACUUACCUCUACCCCCCCCUGGGACAUGACACGGAAGCGUCCAACCUUCACCCCGGGCUGCGAGCCAGGGAUCCCACACCACGAGACCAAGACAGCCGUGCCCAAUGGAUUGACACGCAAGACCCUACGGACUUGUUCAUUUACUCAGAUGGGUCCUGGACCAACCCAAACACUCACAGUGCAGAUGCCAGGUGGGCAAUUUUCUGGAGAAAGAAGCAUGACCUGCUCCACCAAGGACACCUACAACCUGACCCAAGCAGAGGUAUUUGA